AUGGCGACGCAAGAGAAGACCUACGAGUCAAUUCCAAUUCAAAAUGGCGGACAGAUUGGCAUGAUAGCGACGUUGGCGUUGGACGCAAGUGAUUACUGCAUCGGCGCUGCAUUGGUGUUCGUACUCGCUCUUUGCAUUGUCGAUUUCUUCAUGGUGUUCAAGGGUGGCUUCACGUUCGAUCUUCUCGAAGUCCAAGAGCGGUUCGGUCCGGACGCGCUCUCCACUUUCUUCAAGUGUAUGGCGGCAUGGCCACUUUUGUGGAACUGCUGCGUUCUGACUAGUAAACUCUCCGUUCUCGCAAUGUACAUGACACUGAUGCCCGUACGACGCAUGAUACUUUCUGUCAGAGUUGUGGGUGCUUUCGUCAUUCUGUACAAUGUCAGCGGUUUCAUCACUGGGCUUGUCAUUUGCCGACCAUACGCGAAGAACUACGACUGGGAGAACAAAGUUGAAGGUGAAUGUGGCGAUGUCAAAGUCUACUACGAGUGGCUGAGCGCUAUCAACGUGGUCAGCGACGUCGUUAUUCUUCUACUGCCCCUGCCCUUUGUCUACAGUCUACAGCUGGCAUUGAAGAAGAAGGUCGUUCUCUUUGGCAUGUUUAGUGUUGGUUUCAUGACUUGCGCUGUUACUAUUUUUCGACAAACUCUCUUGCCACACUUGGAUGCAGCAAACCCUACAGGAACCGGUCUCCUCGCGUUUCUAUUCUCCACCGUGGAGAUCGCGGUAGCUGUCUCCUUAGCAUGCGUACCAUUCCUACGACCUUUUUUCAAAAGCACCUUCGGCUCCGAGAAUCGCUCCAAGUACCAAGCCGACACAUCUAGCUACAGCUACUCGAACAAAGGAACAAAGAACCAUCGGAGUCAGGGGUUCAACGAACUGGAAGAUGACGGGUCCGAAAUCCAAUUACAGCCAGUCGAUCCUGCGCGUGAUAUUGCUGUCAAAGUUGAAACAACCUGGAAGAUAGAGUCACGAGGUGCAAUCCCGGAUAGGUCUUCGUAUGGGAAUUAUCAGGCAAGGGCGACCAGCAAUAGCACUCCGUAA
Molecule: messenger RNA, 1041 nt
Organism: Neoarthrinium moseri
Lineage: Eukaryota; Fungi; Ascomycota; Sordariomycetes; Amphisphaeriales; Apiosporaceae
Exons: 5
Coding region: 1-1041 (346 amino acids)
Source: RefSeq, a predicted model, not a curated record